CAGGACAGAGCGACAGGAGCAGGCUGAGCUGGUGCUGGUGGACACAUGCACAGGAAUGUGAUGCCCAAAACGCUGGAUGGACAAAUAACGAUGGAGAAGACACCGAGCUAUUUUGUGACCAAUGAAGCCCCAAAGCGCAUUCACUCCAUGGCCAAGGACACCAAGCUGAUCGUGGUGGUGCGGAACCCCGUCACCAGGGCCAUCUCGGACUACACGCAGACGCUCUCCAAGAAACCUGAGAUCCCCACCUUCGAAGUACUCGCCUUCAAGAACCGGACCCUGGGACUGAUCGAUGCCUCCUGGAGCGCCAUCCGCAUCGGGAUCUAUGCGCUGCACCUGGAGAACUGGCUGCAGUAUUUCCCACUUUCCCAGAUCCUCUUUGUCAGCGGUGAACGGUUAAUUAUUGACCCAGCUGGAGAAAUGGCCAAGGUCCAGGAUUUCUUAGGCCUCAAAAGGAUUGUGACAGAGAAGCAUUUUUAUUUCAAUAAAACCAAGGGGUUUCCUUGUUUGAAGAAGCCAGAGGACAGCAGCGCCCCCAGGUGCCUGGGCAAGUCCAAGGGUCGAACUCAUCCCAAAAUAGACCCAGAUGUUAUUCACAGACUGCGCAAGUUUUACAAACCAUUCAAUGUCAUGUUUUACCAAAUGACAGGUCAAGAUUUCCAGUGGGAACAGGAAGAAAGUGAUAAGUAAAGCCAAGACAGCAGGGAAAAAGCUAUCUGCUAUUUAGAGGUGAAUCGUUGUCAGAGACACUAAACUCGCACAGAGCUAAAGUCUCAGUCUUAUGACAAAGAGACUUGCAUUGUCAAGGUUAAAGUCAAGCUGAACAGCAUUUCCAGCUCUGAAACCUUCAUGUCACAGCGAGUACAGGUUGCAUUUGGGUCUGUUCCAAGCCCUCCCACUGUAUUGUAUUGCAAGAAUGGCUGGGGGAGGCUCCAGUGGGACGGGGAGGCUACCUGUUUCUAGCACUUUGUUCCUGGUGCUUCCUGUCAGCGCCAGCCAGUCAGUAUUCGGUGAGUCCUACCCAUGGCCAACAAAGGAUGAGAGAAGCUUAUAGAAUCCCAAUAGCGACAAGGCAAGCCGACAGAUUCAAUUUCUUCUGCACUACUUUAGUUUUGCCUUGCUGGCAGUCAGGUGGUAUCAGAUCACACACAAACAGCAAAGCUGCAAAGAAACUAUUUACAGACACUUCACUUGCAUACUAGUUACACCUUGCACUAGCUACCAACCAUGUACCAAGUGCCAUAAAUAUCCUGAGCCCGAGUCUUUUCUCACUUUUGGAUGUAACUCCAUUAACUGAACAGAGUUGCUUCUGAUUUCCUCUGGUCUGCAGUGAGGCCAGAGGCCAGGCUUUCCCUCUAAGUUCUCAUAUGCUCCUUUAGAUGAUCAUGCACUGAAAAACACUGUCAUGCACUGGUUCCUAAGGAGCCAGCUAAGAAUGAUCUCAUGGGCUCCAUCCCAGAAAGCUUGGCCUGGACGCACUGCACAGUCUCCUAGCAGAAGGUGCAGGGUCUCACUCACAGCUCUUCCUGCAGGCAGGUAAUGAAGUGGCAUUUCUCAAUCAUUCUGGAAACCUACUGCUUCCCUGAAUAGCAGAUGGCAGUUGAAGUUGUCAUUACAGGCGGCUUUUUAGUUCUUUGCUAGGUAGCCAUUAGCCCAGAAGGAGCUCCUUUACUGAGUAAUAUUUCAUCACUGUAUCUAGAGUGGUGUGCAAAAUCCAGACACCGGCCUGACUUUCAGAAAUGCUGAGCAGGCACAAAUGCCACUGAAGUCCCUGGGACCAUGGGUGCAAGCUGGUGGGACUGUGGGUGCUCAGCACUUCUGAAAAUCAGGAUUCAGCUGGGUUUGCAAAACCGUGAGACAUUCUUCAUCUUUGCUUCAAAAUCUGCAAAGAGGAGAAAAGGUCAUUCCACCGAGCGAGCGCUCACUACGCUGGAGAAAUCUUCCUUUCUGAGUGGAAAUGACAAAGGUUUAUGAUCAACCAAAUUGGCAAAUCCCAAUGGAAACGAUAAGAUAAACACCUGUCACUCCUAGAACCUCAGCAAAUCCAAAGCGAGCUGCAUGCCUGCAUCAGCAAAGACAAGGUAGCAGCAGUUUUACACAGCUGCACUAUAUUCCAUGUCAGUUACUGAAAACCCCCCAGGAACAAUGGACACAAAAAGAAAACCCUGUGUUACCUGUGAGGGAACAUUUCCUUCCUUUGGGUGAUUUCUUGCUGUCGAGGGUUUCUUUUCCUUUUAUUUCCUGUUUAAAAAGAGCAGCAGUGGGGCCUGCGUUUGCAGGGGGAGGAGGGAAGGUGUUUUAUUUUUAUCAAGCCUCAGUGCUCCUUUGAGAUGUCGUGUUUGUUGCUGUUUGAAAGCAGCAAGAAAACACAGCUUAUGUAUUCCUGAGCAAGACCAAGCCUCGGUUUUGAUUAAGGUGGCAAGAAAUCCUUGUUGAUCCAACUAACCAAAGGAAAUGUCACUAAG
Messenger RNA from Chelonoidis abingdonii (Abingdon island giant tortoise), 2465 nucleotides. NCBI's taxonomy places the organism in Eukaryota, Metazoa, Chordata, Testudines, Testudinidae. The record is from RefSeq and is a predicted model, not a curated record.